This is a messenger RNA of Symbiodinium natans, 1611 nucleotides long. NCBI's taxonomy places the organism in Eukaryota, Dinophyceae, Suessiales, Symbiodiniaceae. The record is from the annotation of a GenBank genome assembly.
AUGAUCACAUACCACCAUGGACGAUGGGGAAUGCAAGUGCUUUGCAAACUUCGAGGUUCCGUGGUUCCAAAAGCAAUGGUGUGGUCAUUGCCGUGCAGCGCACUGACCGUCUUGAUCCACAUUCUCUGGAGGGACACCAUGAUCGAGUACUUCGAGAAUUCUUCCGGUUUGGACAGCAUUUGGUCGGGGUACACCUUUAUCCUGGGGUUCCUGAUCGUGUUCCGAAGUAACCAAGCUUACUCACGCUUUUGGGAAAGUGUCUCGCUCACACACAAGAUCCGGGGCGAGUGGACCAGUGCUUUCAGCAGCCUCCUAGGUUUCUGCACAAAGAGUGAGGAGCACAAAGAAGCGAUUGACCACUUCCGCGAAUAUCUGCUGAGAUUGAUGAGCCCGCUGCAUUGCUACGCUCUUCAUGAGGUGGCAGAGUUAAACGACGAGAACAUUGAGGUGGUGGACCUUGCUGGCUUGAGCGCAAGCAGCGUGGAAUACUUGCACGCCAGUCCAGACAGGUGCGAAACAGUGAUGCUGUGGAUCGAGCGCCUCAUCGUAGAGACCGAAAAGAAGAAGCUCUUCGACGUAGCACCACCAGUGCUUUCCAGAGCUUUUCAGGAGCUGUCGAAUGGGAUGGUUAACGUGGCAGAGCUGCGGAAGAUUGUGGAGGUGCCAUUUCCAUUUCCCUACUCGCAGUACCUAUCCUUCAUGCUGGUCCUGCACUGGAUCGUGAGCCCCCUGGUCGUCGUCCAGCUUAUUUCUGAGUGGUCGUGGGCUGGCGGCACCGUUUGGUUGAUCUCAACUUCUUACUGGACCUUGUUCUACAUCGCCCAGGAGAUUGACCAGCCAUUCGGCCAGGACUACAAUGAUCUGCCUGUGGUGGAGAUACAGCAGAAGUUCAACCAGAGCCUGAUGCACCUGGCCUCGCCAGACACCUACAUGUUACCGGACUUCAUAGCGGAGAUGUCAAACCGACGUACGGUCUGCAUGAGAACUUCAAGGUCGAGUCUCAGGACAACGGCAUCGAAUCGUGAAGCUUUCAUCCAAUCGCCUGCACCUUCUGCGGUGGAGAUCGUAAUUGACGACGAGGUCUCUAGCACGCACUUGGCUGAACUUGCUGAAGAGCCUGCUGCAGAUGCAAUCCCUGUGACCCCACAGAGCACCAAGAUCAUUCUUGGUCCAAGAGCCAUUGAGGUGGCAGCUCGCAGAGAUAUCUCCAUCAACGAGCCCGUCCAGCUACAACAGCUGAAGAGUAUCCUCCGCGAGCUAGCGCCACCAACGUGGAGCUCUGAGGAUCUGGACUCCUUUGUUGACCUUGCUGGCGCCCAUAGGCAACUUAUGUGGAGGCACUUGGAGAGCGCAGCUGUCCCGCAAGAGAUGCCGGUGGAAUCUGGAGAUCAGAAGCUGUCUCUGACGGAGUUGACGACCUGCCUCAAAGACUUAGCAUCCAAAGCCCGACGCAACUCCACGGAACUGCAGGAGGCGACUUUGCGUGAGCGAGCUUUGGAACAGGGCAGCCAGCUGCUUGCCCUGAGUCAACUGCUGACCGGCACCUCGAGACGGCCCGUGACCGUUGCCGAGUCUUCACCUGCUGAGACAAGUGAUGCUUCCAGAUCCUAG